This is a messenger RNA of Mustela erminea (ermine), 2327 nucleotides long. It is a transcript of the gene TNK1, whose product is annotated as tyrosine kinase non receptor 1. The transcript has 12 exons. Gene Ontology annotation, biological process: protein phosphorylation; cell surface receptor protein tyrosine kinase signaling pathway; positive regulation of cell population proliferation. Bases 98 to 2023 code for a protein of 641 amino acids. Gene Ontology annotation, cellular component: signaling receptor complex; basal plasma membrane. Gene Ontology annotation, molecular function: protein binding; ATP binding; transmembrane receptor protein tyrosine kinase activity. The record is from RefSeq and is a predicted model, not a curated record. NCBI's taxonomy places the organism in Eukaryota, Metazoa, Chordata, Mammalia, Carnivora, Mustelidae.
UGUGGUCCCGCCCCCCCGGGAUUUAGUGCUGGUGGCCAGGGUGGUUCCGCCGCCGCCGCUUCCGCCUUCGCCAGAGCUGGAUGCAUGGACCUCCGGGAUGCCUUCUCCAGACAUGGUCCCCGAGGCGAGUUCAAUGUGGCUGCUGAGGCUGCUCCGGGACAUCCAGCUGGCCCAGUUCUACCGACCCAUCCUCGAGGAGCUUACUGUGACCCGGCCGGAGCACUUUGACUUUGUCAGGCCCGAGGACCUGGAUGGCAUUGGAAUGGGCCGGCCUGCCCAGCGCAGACUCACUGAGGCUCUGAAGAAGCACCGUUCGGGGCUCAAGUCAAAGAACUGGGUCUACAAGAUCCUUGGGGGCUUAGCACCUGAGCAGAAGGACACCACCUCAGUUCCUGACAGCCCCCUGUCCCUCCCUGAGCCCGAGGGGGGACUCAAGUGUCUGAUCCCGGACGGUGCUGUGUGCAGAGGGGAACUGCUGGGCUCUGGCUGCUUUGGCGUGGUGCACCGAGGGCUGUGGACACUGCCUGGUGGCCAGAGUGUCCCAGUAGCUGUCAAGUCCCUCCGGGUGGGUCCUGAAGGCCCCGUGGGCACAGAGCUGGGGGACUUCCUUCGAGAGGUGUCCGUCAUGAUGAACUUGGAGCACCCACACGUGCUGCGUCUGCACGGCCUCGUACUGGGCCAGCCUCUGCAGAUGGUGAUGGAGCUGGCGCCGCUGGGCUCCCUGCACGCGCGCCUGACCACCCCGGCCCCGACACCCCCGCUGCCCGUGGCCCUUCUGUGCCUCUUUCUGCGGCAGCUGGCAGGGGCCAUGGCGUACCUGGGGGCCCGCGGGCUGGUGCACCGAGACCUCGCCACGCGCAACCUGCUGCUGGCUUCCCCGCGCACGGUCAAGGUGGCGGACUUCGGGCUGGUGCGGCCGCUGCGCGGCGCCCGGGGCCGCUACGUCAUGGGCGGGCCCCGCCCCAUCCCCUACGCCUGGUGCGCGCCGGAGAGCCUGCGCCAGGGGGCCUUCUCUUCUGCGUCCGACGUGUGGAUGUUUGGGGUGACAUUGUGGGAGAUGUUCUCCCGGGGCAAGGAGCCCUGGGCCGGGGUCCCGCCGUACCUCAUCCUGCAGCGGCUGGAGCAGGACCGGGCCCGGCUGCCUCGGCCUCCCCUCUGCUCCAGGGCGCUCUACGCCGUCGCCUUGCGCUGCUGGGCCCCCCACCCCGCCGACCGGCCUAGCUUUUCUUACCUGGAGGGGCUGCUCCAAGAGGCCUGGCCUCCUGAGGGACGUUGUGUCCAGGAUGUCAUGGAGCCAGGCGCCCUAAGGAUGCAGACUGGUGACCUCAUCACUAUCAUCGAGGGCAGCCCCGACUCUGCAACCUGGAAAGGCCAGAAUGGCCGGACACUCAAAGUGGGCAGCUUCCCAGCCUCGGCGGUGACGCUGGCAGACGGGGGGGGCCCGCCAGCCACCCGUCUGGUCCCGAGGGUCUCCCCUGCCCAGGGAGAGCGACAGCAGGGAAGCGGAAAUGGGGACAGAGGGAAGGCAAAGCUUCAGGAUUUACCUCCUGCACGGGCCCAGAGAAGGAACAGGAAUGUGCCCCUGCAGAGGAUGAAAGGUGGAGCUGAGCGUGCACGGAGUCACCCACCAGGAGUGCCAGGCGGCACUGAGGGCCACUGGGGGAGACGUGGUUUCUGCCAUCCGGAACCUCAAGGUAGAGCAGCUCUACCAUCUGAGCAGCCGGUCCAGAGCCGACUGCCGACGCAUCCUGGAGCAUUACCAGUGGGAUCUCUCUGCGGCCAGUCGCUAUGUCCUGGCUCGGCCCUGAGCGCUGCCCCCUUGGGCACGGAUACCGGCCUGGAUGGACGGCCUGGCCGUGUGGGACCAAGCGGAACCAGAACGGAUCCCACCAGGGCAGAACUUCCUCCAUGGGGAGACUGUGCCAGAGGCAGCUGCAGCAGGAGCUGGGGCCGGGCAUGGGCGAGCAUCUUUUCCCGUACCCGUUGGCCUCUGAAGGCUCCAGCCUCCUUGGCUGGUUCAUAGAAGGAUCUAGUCUGGUCUGCCUACCGUAUUCCCAACUAAAAGAACUUGGAGAGACAGAGCUGUCCCCCAUCACACGCUUGCUCAGGAGGACCUUAGGAACAGCCAUCCGGAGUGGCCAGGCCCCACCACGCCAGACUCUGUGUGCACAGCCAUCCCAGAUGGCAGACGCCUCCCUCUGGAUUCGGGGUACGUGGCCCAGACUGCUUGGCUAGGUCCGGGGCCAUGAUGGAGGAUGGCGUUGCCUUCUUGAACUCAAGGACACUGGACCUGGGCAGCCUGGAUGGUGAAACGGGCCAGCCCCCCC